Stegostoma tigrinum is the source of this 4321-nucleotide messenger RNA. RefSeq names its product oxysterol binding protein-like 8 (gene osbpl8). Gene Ontology annotation, cellular component: cytosol; membrane; intracellular membrane-bounded organelle. Lineage: Eukaryota; Metazoa; Chordata; Chondrichthyes; Orectolobiformes; Stegostomatidae. Gene Ontology annotation, molecular function: cholesterol binding. The transcript has 26 exons. The record is from RefSeq and is a predicted model, not a curated record. Bases 137 to 3055 code for a protein of 972 amino acids.
AAUGGGCGGGGUGCGAGAUCAGGCGAAACAAGUAGCUGAAGGAGCAACAGAGCAGAGCUCGAGCCGGAUCGGAGCGGCCAUGGAGUGAGUGAGAAGUGGACGAGGAGGCACCCAACUCCUAUCAGAGGACAGUUCCAUGGAUGCUGGACAUUCUACAGUUGUUCGCCCAAGUGGCCAUUCAUCAUGUGUGAGUCUAGAUGGCAUUCAGGGUCACAGGCUGGGAAAACAUCAUCAGGAUGAUGCAAGAGGACUACCAUGCACUAUGGAAGCAGUUGGAGCAGAAGGAGAGAAUGAAAAAACCCUGAUGAGGCUGAAAAAGCAAGUGGCAGACUUCCAACACAGUUUGCAGAAUGCUGAGCUUCAUGGAGAGAUCAGAGACUUACAAGGAUUAACAACAGCAAAUAAUGAUGAAACUCAGCCAGUGACACCAGGAAAAAUGAGUCUGCGCCAGGGAAGAGAAGCAUUACAUCCUCAAACUAAAGAGUUAGUCCAUUCAUCACUCAGCCCUGGAAUUGGCAGCAAUCAUGGUUUGGACAAAGGGAGAGAUGAUGCGUCUCUCUCAAAGGAUGAUGCUGCACACACAAUAUCAAAAAGCAAGUCAGAAUCCAAACUUUACAAUGGAACAGAAAAAGAUCUUGUCUCACCUGGGAGCAAACUCACAAAAAAAGAAUCUCUUAAGGUUCAAAAGAAAAAUUACAGAGAAGAGAAAAAAAGAGCCACAAAGGAAUUGCUCAGCAGUAUUACUGAUCCUUCUGUAAUAGUGAUGGCAGACUGGCUAAAGAUUCGUGGAACUUUAAAAAGUUGGACAAAGUUAUGGUGUGUACUGAAGCCUGGAGUGUUGUUGAUCUACAAAACCCCAAAGAAUGGCCAGUGGGUGGGAACAGUGCUUCUGAAUGCUUGUGAACUCAUCGAACGGCCAUCAAAGAAGGACGGCUUUUGUUUUAAAGUCUUUCACCCUUUGGAACAGUCUAUUUGGGCUGUAAAGGGUCCUAAGGGAGAAACUGUUGGGUCAAUAACUCAACCACUGCCCAGUAGUUACCUGAUAUUUCGAGCUGCUUCAGAAUCUGAUGGAAGAUGUUGGAUGGAUGCUUUGGAACUUGCGCUGAAGUGUUCAAGUCUCCUUAAACGAACGAUGAUUAGAGAAGGCAAAGAAUCUGAUCCAUACACCUCGGAAAACUGCCACGUGGCGCUUUUUGGUCUACUGCGAGCAAAUGCUCUCCAAAAUCCAGAGCAUGACCAGUUAAAUGAAAGUGAGAUAGAACAGCAGCACUUCAGAGACCAUGACCUUUACUCGGAUAAGUCAGAUCGUGAGAAUGAGCCUGAUCAUGAGGAAUCAGAUAAUGAUGCACUCGAGAAAAGCGGAAAAAGUGAGGAAAGUGACUCUGACAUAUCAGAAAAACAUGAUGACCUGUACAGUGAUCUGCAGCCUGUUAAGGAAACAAGUUACGUUGAAGAAAGCCAUGAAGAAUUGGGAGAGACAGGUGAAGAUUCUCAGACAGAAGUUGUAUCUGAAGAAAACAAAAGUCUGAUAUGGACUCUCCUGAAACAAGUUCGGCCAGGAAUGGACCUCUCGAAAGUAGUGCUGCCUACAUUUAUCCUGGAGCCGAGGUCAUUCCUAGACAAGUUAUCAGACUACUACUACCAUGCAGACUUUCUAUCACAGGCUGCAGCAGAGGAAAACCCAUACAGUCGCUUGAAGAAAGUGACAAGAUGGUAUUUGUCUGGCUUCUACAAAAAACCAAAGGGGUUGAAAAAACCAUACAAUCCAAUUAUUGGUGAAACAUUCCGGUGUAUGUGGAUUCACCCAAACGCGAACAGCAGGACGUUUUACAUUGCAGAACAGGUGUCUCAUCACCCUCCUGUGUCUGCAUUCUAUGUCAGUAAUAGAAAAGAUGGGUUUUGCAUCACUGGCAGCAUCUUGGCCAAAUCAAAAUUUUAUGGUAAUUCAUUAUCUGCCAUAUUAGAUGGUGAAGCUAGACUUUCAUUCCUCAACCGAGGAGAAGAUUAUAUGAUGAGUAUGCCCUAUGCUCAUUGUAAAGGAAUUGUUUAUGGUCCAAUGACUCUUGAACUUGGAGGCCAUGUUAAUAUCACUUGUGAGAAAACCGGGUACAGUGCAAUCAUUGAAUUUAAAUUGAAGCCAUUUUUAGGCAACAGCAACAAUGUUAACCAAAUAUUUGGAAAACUCAAAUUGGGAUCAGAGGUUUUGGCAACUCUGGAAGGACACUGGGAUGGUGAAGUAGUGAUUAAUGACAAAAAGACUGGUGUAUCAGAAGUAUUCUGGAACCCCACAUCUGAAAUCCGACAGCAGAGACUAACCAGGUGCACUGUGCUAUUUGAUGAGCAGGAAGACAUGGAGUCAGCAAGAUUGUGGCAACAUGUAACCCGUGCAAUACACAACAAGGACCAAAAUGAAGCUACUAGUGAAAAGUUUAUCCUGGAAGAAAAUCAACGUAAAGCUGCCAAACAGCGGAAAGCAAAGGGAGAGGAAUGGAUCCCUCGCUUGUUCGAACAAGAUCUAGUUACCGGAGAGUGGCAAUACAAAUAUGCAGACACCCGGCCUUGGGACCCACUCAAUGACCUCAUUCAGUAUGAAAAAGAAGGUGUCAUCCAGUCCAAAGUUUGGCACCGAACUCCAAUGGUACGUUCUGCCAGUAUAAUUAGUCUCAGUAACCAAGGGGGAAGGAAAGACAAUUACAAGCGUCAGGUCUCUGCACCAAAACGUACCCGGAAUAAGAAAAGUGGGCAGCAGAGUCCUGAAAGUGGAUGCUCCAGUCCAGAACUUGAUCAGCAAGACUCAUCGGAGAGUGAAAAGCAAAAGACAGCGAAGCACAGCACAAGGCUGAGGAAGAAAGCGAAUGAUCUUAGUGAAAUUCUGAGUGCCAUAGAUUCAAUAAAGCAUGCACAGGAGGAGAUCAACAGAAGUUUGACAGCUCUGAGGACUCGAACAGUGACAAGCCAGUCUAAUGCAACUCACUCGCUUUUGCAGCACAGAGACUAUGUGGUUAUUAUCUUCCUUAUUCUGCUUCAAAUUAUUAUUAAUUCCAUAUUCAAUUAACCAUGACCAGAAUCAAACCACAGCCAUAUAUCAGACCAACCUGGAUCAGUUUUCUUAAGGUUUGUUCUUCAUUAAAUGUAGACCACUAACUACAAGAGUGCCAGGCAUUACGUUGGACUAAAUGUGCUUCUAAUUUGAUGACAAAAUUCUUUGAACCAUUUUCAUUGCGUGUAUGAUAUUAUGUAUAUUUAGUUAUCCUACAGUCAAAUGCAAUGCUUCAAAACCUACUCUGUCUGCUCGCUAUGUUCCAUAUAUUACUGGCUAGAUAAAUUUUCACAACUGUGGUUAAACAGUUUCAGCAGAAGCCAUAAACUAAAUAAUGUGCAAAUGUCAGAAUAUCACUAACAGCAAAAAUACUCGUCCAAUAUACAGAAGUGCUUUUUGAAUAAUUUUUGAGUGCUGUUUUGAGAAUUCCAUUAACUAGGGUUUAGUUUAUGAAUGUUCAACUCCCUUAAAAGAGGCAAGUGAGCUUAGCAUAAAUGUUCAGCUUGGAGUGUAAAAUACUUUUAGCAGGGUCCAAAGUAUAUUUGUAUUUAAAAGGUCAAAUGUAUUAUUUUGCGGCAAGAUGUUGAAGAAUGUAAAGCAGUGCCUUCUUGAUGAUUUCACACUGGGGUGUGUUCAGUAUAUGCUAAUAACAAAUAUGAUGGGGCUGUGCCAUAGGGGAAAUUGCCUUAUAUCAUUCCAAAUGUGGAGUUUUGUCUUUAAGUUUAUUUUAAUGUCUCAAAUUGUCAUGACCAAACACUGCCAUUAAUACCUGUAUGGUAGCUUGUUAGAAUAGAUCUUAUUCUGGUCACCUACAGUAUAAUUAAUCUGAACAUAGCUUUAACAAGUUGAAUUUAUUUCUGACAUUACGACAAUUAUUCCUUUCAUGUGUACAUUUGGUUAUGUGUAAUUUAUUUUGUCUGUCCCAACCUGUAGAAAUACCAGGACUGCACUGUCAUUCCUAUUCUGGGUGUAAUAUACAAAGGUUAUUUCUGUAAAUUUAGAAUGUGUUCAAAGUAGCAUCUUUCUAAAUGUUAUUGUUGCAUCAACCUAUGGUGACUGUUUAAAAAAAUUAUGCUUUAAAGGACCAGUGUUGUACUUUUUAUGUAUUAAAAGAAGUUGGAAUGAGUGAUGGGAGAAAACCAUUGGUGGGAUCAUGUGAAAUGUUUUAUCAAUUAUACCUAUGUAUUUAUUCAUAAAACAAUCUUUUGUUAACUAAGAUUUAUCAAAGUUCUUUGUUUCCAUAAAUUCUGUAUUUUCGAAGAGUUCACUUGACCAAUAAAA